Varanus komodoensis (Komodo dragon) is the source of this 5694-nucleotide messenger RNA. Its product is annotated as polypeptide N-acetylgalactosaminyltransferase 4-like. Gene Ontology annotation, cellular component: Golgi apparatus. Bases 1 to 1641 code for a protein of 546 amino acids. NCBI's taxonomy places the organism in Eukaryota, Metazoa, Chordata, Lepidosauria, Squamata, Varanidae. The record is from RefSeq and is a predicted model, not a curated record. The transcript is spliced from 2 exons.
AUGCCCAUUCAUAAAACACAGAUGAACCUGGUGUUGAUCACACAGUCACACGUAGAGGCUUACCGGCGGCCCGAGGAGCUGGCGCGGCCCGUGUACGAGAAGGCGCCGCCGGACGCGCGCGCCCCGGGCGAGUGGGGCAAGGCCGCGCGCCUGCAGCUGGGCGCCGCCGAGAAGCAGCUGGAGGAGGAGCUAGUGGAGCGGUACGCGCUCAACGUCUACCUGAGCGACCAGAUCUCGCUGCACCGCCACAUCCAGGACGGGCGCAUGCCCGAGUGUAAGGCACGGCGCCACGACUACCGCCGCCUGCCCACCACCUCGGUGGUCAUCGCCUUCUACAACGAGGCCUGGUCCACGCUGCUGCGCACCAUCCACAGCGUGCUGGAGACCUCGCCGGCCGUGCUGCUCAAGGAGGUCAUCCUGGUGGACGACCUGAGCGACAAGGUGUACCUGAAGGGCGAGCUGGAGCGGUACAUCAGCGGCCUGAAGCGGGUGCGCCUGAUCCGGACGAACAAGCGGGAAGGCCUGGUCCGGGCCCGCCUCAUCGGGGCCACCUUCGCCACGGGAGAGGUCCUGACCUUCCUGGACUGCCACUGCGAGUGCGUCCCGGGCUGGCUGGAGCCGCUUCUGGAGAGGAUCGCGGAGAACGAGAGCGUGAUCAUCUGCCCCGUCAUCGACACCAUCGACUGGAACACCUUCGAGUUCUACAUGCAGCCGGGGGAGCCCAUGAUCGGGGGCUUCGACUGGCGCCUGACCUUCCAGUGGCACUCCGUCUCCGAUCAUGAGCGCCAGAGGCGGAAAUCGAGGAUCGAUCCCAUAAGGUCCCCUACAAUGGCGGGGGGGCUCUUCGCUGUGAGCAAAAAGUACUUCGAAUACCUUGGGACCUACGAUACGGGGAUGGACGUCUGGGGAGGAGAGAAUUUGGAGCUUUCGUUUCGGGUAUGGCAGUGUGGCGGCAUCUUGGAGAUCCACCCCUGCUCGCACGUGGGCCACGUCUUCCCCAAGCGAGCCCCGUAUGCCAGGCCCAACUUCCUCAAGAACACCGCACGGGCCGCAGAAGUGUGGAUGGAUGGAUACAAAGAGCACUUCUACAACAGGAAUCCUCCGGCGCGGAAGGAAAACUAUGGCGAUAUCUCGGAAAGGAAGCUCUUGAGGAAGCAUCUGAACUGCAAGAACUUUGACUGGUACUUGCAAAAUAUAUUUCCCAGUUUGCAUGUACCGGAGGACCGGCCUGGCUGGCACGGUGCUAUUCGCAGCAUGGGAAUUCUCUCCGAGUGCUUAGACUACAAUUCGCCUGAACAUAACCCUACUGGGGCCCACGUGAAUCUCUUUGGAUGCCAUGGCCAAGGAGGUAAUCAGUUCUUUGAGUAUACAUCAAAUAAAGAAAUCAGAUUCAACUCUGUGACUGAACUCUGUGCUGAAGUGCCUGAAGGGAAGGAUUUUGUAGGCAUGAGAAACUGCCCGAAAGAUGGCUCCAGCAUCCCCGAAAACAUUAUAUGGCAUUUUAAAGAAGACGGAACCAUCUAUCAUCCCCAUUCUGGAAAAUGCCUCAGCGCUUACCGUACUGCUGAGGGUCGGCCUGACGUCCAGAUGUCGGCGUGCAAUGCAGCUGACAGAAAUCAAGCGUGGAAGUUUGAGAAAUAGAGGAGCCAUGAAUGUCGUCUCUGCCCAAGUGUGCUGCCACCUGAGGAGUAUUUAUUUCCAGAGACAUAACUUUGACAUCACAUUAGAUAAUUUCUCAAAGGAGUUUUAGUAAGUUUGUAAACUACAGUGAAAUGCAGAUAUGGGGGCUCUGUGGGUUAAAAAGUGCCUUUCUUUGUUCACUUAAAAACCACACCGCUGUAUACGGUUAUCUUGCAGAUGCUUGAAAGCAAUACACUUGCAUCACAGGAAAAAACUGAAGCCAGAUUAAGUACUGCCACAGUACAGCUAAUUUAUUGAGGGCAAACUCCUUUGUAUGCCUAGACAGAAAAAAGUCCCAACAAGUGCCAGCAUAGGCGUUGUUGGACUUUUGCUCCUCUAACUAUGCAGAGGGUGGAACUCUCAUAUUUGUGAAAUUAUAUGUAUAGCAUGUGGCCAAUGGAAUGGAUUUUGGAAUGGAAAAAGAUGCUGAAGACCCUGAUGAUGCCAUCUAUUUUCAGGGUUGAACUGAAAAGUUGUUUUGUUGGAGGGAUGAUUCAUUGGCUUUGAGACACAAGGAAGUCUAGACUUGGAACUGACUUCUCCGGUUCGUGGCGCAGCACAGGCAUUGCUGAGUUGCUUUUCUCUCAUGAAAGUGAAACGGAGAAGCGCCACCGUCGACGUGCAAGCAAUCAUGUGUUCAGGAUCAGCAGAGAAAUACUCAAGUUGUAAUUAAGGUUAUAAAAAUACUAGUGCCAGGCAAGCAAUUCCUUUUGGUGAUGUCAAAAAGUCUCGGAUGAGAAAUGUGGCUUAUUUAUUGUACCAAGUAACUCUGAGCUAAUACUAGGGGCUCCGCAUCCAUGUUUGCAGGUCUUAAUAGGAUCUGGUUACAAUCUCUGCCUUAUCACUUCUUGUAUAAAUCUGUACAUGCUGAACCUUUAUGGGUCUCAGGUCAAGGAAAACUGCUUGAGAGAGGUUCUUCAUGCAUAUAUGUAUACUAGGAUAGACAUCAGUUCUUCCCGAUGACUGAAAUAGUCACUUUUCUUUGAAAAUGCAAUCUCUUCUUAGAGAAAUGUCUAAGGUGUUAUAUUGCUUCAAAUCAAUAAUUAGCCAUGUGGCAGAUGCAGCUAGAAAGUGCCAUUAACUCUGCAAUCCCAAUAUGGACCUUGGAUAUCAUGUUCGCAGUGGCAAGAAGUUAACCGAACCGGCGAAUGUCGAAAGAGGUGUCAUGCUGCAUUCUUCAGUUUCUGGUUGAGAUCUUUAAAGUACCCACAGUUCUGACAACACAGAACUGAUGCUAGUCAGGCAAAAGUGAUGGGAGACAAGUAAAAUGUCAGGUGUUUUAUGCAUCCGACUGCAGAUAGCAGAUAAAUGACUUCUUCUAAAACAGAGUAGUUCAGUAGAUAACUUCUGAAGCUAGUGGUUUUGGGGCUUGUGGAAAUGGUUUCCUGGCCAGCAAAGUAAGACUAAGGGUGUAGGCCGAUGCAUGUUUAGACAGAGAAAAGCCCUACAACACAGAACAUGCCCCCGUCAGCCCUGCUGGAAGCCAUAGGCCUUUUUCUGCAUGUGUCUGCAUAGCUUGUGCCUUAAGUUGUAUUUAUUUAGAGGGUGUAAUGUUGGACUACUGCUUGAGCCCGGAGCCAUAAGUGCCGCAACAUAGACUCUGGUUUCUGCUUCAAUACUAGCCCUUCCAAAAAUGCCAGCCAUCAGUUAAAACCCCCCAAAAGCUGAAAUCUGUACUUCCUGCUCUUGAUGCAGCAUCUGGCAGGGGUGCAGGGGCAGGCAGGAUGCGGAUGUUAGUUUUCUCCCGGAGCUGAAAGCAGCGUGAUAGACACUAACUACUGCCUUUGUGGCAUGGUUGUCAAACAAGUUAAAGGUCACUGUAGUGCUUUGGAAACCAGAUAAGCUUGUUUUACCUAAAAUGGCAAGAGGACAAAAUAAGCAGGUGUGGAAACGCCAGCUCUCCUCACACUUCAGCUCAUUAUGGUCUUUCUGUAUUUGUAGAAAUCAAAGUAGGGAAUGUAGUCAUCCAAGGAGAAGAGAGGCAAAGACUUCAGCUAUUUGUGGUCUUUCCCAGAGCCACUGGUCAUUGGACAUAAUUCAGUGGGGCACGUACUUCCCCACCCAUCCCAAUGCCCAGGUCCCCCGCCCCUUGUGAAAUGACAAUUGGGUGCUUCUGGAACAGCCCAGAACAAACAGAAAUGUUUGUUUCUGGAAGGAGGCGAGGUGGGAGGACACGCAUAAGGAAGCUCUUCCAACAUGCCUCUGUCUAGUAAUGAGCAGUUUAGGAAGUGCCAAAUCGCCAUUGCUGCUUGGACCAGGCUGUCCUGGGGAUUUUCUGCUUGAAGAAGGGAGGCAGGAUAGGAAGGAAGCCCUCCUUUGGAUUCUGCCCCUUGGUUCCAUAGUCCUGAUCCCCACCUCUCCCGGAAUUUUCUCCCUGAUUUCUCCAUGGCUUGAGCUAUCCAAACCUUGCCAAAAAUAGAUAGUUUUGGAAGCUUCCGCUUUAGUAACAGUAACAAUGCAUGCAUAAACCAUUCUGUGCAAAGAACAUGGAUUUCCUAGCUGCAGAAAUGGGAAUUCUGUGGCUGUUUUCAUUCCUGCCCACCUUGUCUUGCUGCACGAAGGGGAAUAGAAGCCCCUGACCCCAGCAUGGUGCCAACCAGGAGCUGAGUCGGUUAGGAGUUGAAAAGCUGGAGUUAAGUCAACCACAAAUCAUGAAUUGUUUGAAUCUUUCAUUCAAGAGGAGUGCAGAGAACUAUUGUAUAGCACUGACUCCUUUGGGACAAGACCUACAAGCUUGAACUACAAAUUGAGAGCGAACCGGCACAUUGAAGUGCCCACCAUUUGCCUCUCUGUUGUCUAUAGAUAAUAACAAAUAAAUUUAUCUUAUCACCUUAAGUUAGCUAUCCAAAAUGGCAGCUAGAGGACAGAAGUUAGGCUAGAUUCAGACAGUCAGUUUCCACUUGCAUUGUGGCGGCAAGUUCUGAAGUUGCGUAAGCACUUUGUGGAUAUGGGUCAUCCGAAGUUGUCCAGCUGGCUUUGGACUUGGUGGACCCAUCUCUGUCUCAGAUUUAUCUUGGAUUUCUGGCAUUCUACCACCACAGAGAGCCAAGCAUAAGAGGGCUGUAUGAAUGCACUGCGAAGUACUUGAGUGUAGGAACCAACCUUUGAGACUCUGCCAUAUUCUUUUAGAAUCUGUAAUUAGGUCCGUGGAAAAAGAUAAUGGUAGUGGAGCAUUUCAGUGAGAUUUCGCUAUGCACAUUUCUUAGGUACGAAGUGCCACAGUCAAGGCGUUGCUGUGACACUUGCGUCUUGUGAUGAUUCCAUCAGACGGGACUGCCAUGGGGAGUGCCUUGAGAAGCCACAAGUGACCUUUUUAAAAAAUGCUCUGUGCCAAGCACUGUUUCAGUAGAAACCUGUACAAGCUAUGCAUUUUGUCACCUGUAUGCCUUAUUCCUUUUGGAAACAAUCAGAAGAAGUUGUAUUUCUUGUGGGGGACUGUAUAUAUACUCAGUCCAAAGGUUUUGCAAAACACAGAAAAACAGAGGACCGCUUUGAAAUACUUCUGUAGAUUGCAGUCCUGCACCGGUGUCCCACUGAACUUUGUGGGAUUCACUUCAAAGUUAACAUGCAUAGGAUUGCACUAUUAAUAAGUUACACAAAGGGAAAAAGCAAAAUUAAGCCAAUUUAUAUUAGACAUACUAAAAACUAGUUCCAUUUUUGAAGAGCCAAGGAUAUACUUCUUCUGAAUGUGUAUAUGUGCGCACAAAUGUGUUAAGAUUUAUAACUAUUUUUAUACUAAGAAUUCGCAAUGGCAAUCCUAGUUGUAGCAUUGCUACUAAGUCACUUCAGUUUGGAAAGGUAAUAAUGUUUACAGGUCCCUGAAACGUUGGAUAUCUGGAAGAUGGGAAAUGCAUUCUACAAUUGUUUAAUGAAUUAUAAAAUUACUUGGGGAAAGUUUUACUGUGCAGAUUAAACUACUGAUUUCCGGUAUUUUGUCUUUCAGCAAAUGAGUAACUUCACAAUGCAUUGUGAUAUUCUUGAAAACACAAAAAUAAACAUUUUUUUUCAAGUAAA